UAUUUUAUUUUUUUUUUAGAGUUAUUUAUUUAUAUUUUUUCUUAUUAUUCCUCUGCUGUUUUCCGCUUGACUGACGCCUGCCAUGCCGGGGAAAGUGGCGCUCCUGUUCCUCUACUGUUGGGGGCUCGCCUCCAGCCAGCCCCCUGCGCCCGCGCCGCAGCCCCAGUCGGAAACUUUGGAUUUCGGGUUCGUCCCCUUCGGAGUUUACGAGACGAUAGCCCAUUACGAACCCGGACCUAUAGGGAUCCUGUUUCACAUGGUGCACGCUUUUCUGUACGUGGUUCAGCCCAACCCGUUUCCCACAGAUCUCGUCACCAAAGUGGCCCAGAGCAAAUUCACCUCGGUCCAGGCCGAGUAUCAGAAGCCGGAGAACGUUGUUCUGACGCUGCAGACCAUAUACUAUGAGAUGGGCUUCAUCGUGUGCGCGGCGAUCGGCCUGCUCUUCGUCUUCCUCGUGCCGCUGGUGGGGCUGUGCUUCUGCAUGUGCCGCUGCUGCGACAACUGCGGCGGCGAGAUGCACCAGCGGCAGAGGAAGAACGCCGACUGCAAGAGGGCCUUCUUCGCCAGCCUCCUCUUCACCACCUCCCUCUUCAUGACGUUGGGAGUGUUAUGUGCCUACGCGGCCAAUCAGAACCUCACCACCCAGCUGAAAGGCGUGAGGAAGCUGGUCAACACAAACAUGAGGGACCUGCAUUUGUUUGCCAACCAAACUCCCGCGCAAAUCGAGUACCUUGUAUCACAGUACUCCACUGCCAAGAGCCAAGUCAUCUCUGACCUAAAUAACAUUGGCCCUUUGCUGGGGGUUAAAAUUCACGAGGAGCUGGGAAAAGAAGUGAGACCUGCCCUCGAUGGGGCGUUAAAUAUGGCUGGAGCCAUGCGGGAGACCAAGGAGGCGCUGGAGAACGUGAGCGUGACCCUGGAGGUCCUGCAGGAGGGCUCCAGCAAGCUGGACUUCAACCUGAGCCUGGUGCGCUCCAGCCUGAACGCCACACUCAACGACCCGGCCUGCGCCGUCGGGUCUGCUGCGCCGGUCUGCGCCAGCAUCCGCGAGUCCCUCAGCCAGCUGGGCGUCGGUGCCAACUUCUCCGGGCUGCCUGAUGUGAGCGAACAGCUGGCUAAAGUCAACGACGUUCUCAAGACUGACCUCAGCAACAUAGUUCAAAAGGGGUAUUCAUCAUUUAAUGACACCCCUGCCAUGGUGGUGGCUCAAACAAAGAAUGUGGUUACAAAUAUCAAAGACAUGUUGGAUGGCGUCGGCAAAAAUAUCACAAACUUCUCCAGGAUGUUUCCCGUGGAAGCCUCCCUCUCCAACUUCACUAAGUACAUCAUUCACACCCAGUCGAAGAUCGAGGACUUUUACCCGCAAAUUGACCAGAUGGACUUCUACAGGUGGAUAUGCUGCAUUGCACUCUGCUGCAUGGUGGUGCUCAUCUUGGCCUUCAACUUCCUCGGCAUGCUGUGCGGUAUUGGCGGCUACGACAAGCACGCCUCCCCCACCACCCGUGGCUGUGUCUCCAACACAGGGGGCAACCUGCUCAUGGCUGGUGUGGGCUUCAGUUUUAUCUUCUCCUGGGUACUAAUGGGCGUGGUCGUCGCCUCCUUUGUCGUCGGGGGCAACCUGGAGAAGUUGGUCUGUGAGCCCUUCGAGACCCAGCAGCUGUUCAAGGUUGUGGACACUCCAUACCUGGUCAAUCCGGCCUGGAGGAAUUUCAUUCCUGGUUUCCUGUACGACAAUUCUGAGAUUGACCUGACGGUGGAGAACCUUUACAGAAACUGCAAGAAAAACAAAGGCAUUUACUCUUCGCUGCAUUUGGACAACAUCUUCAAUGUGACAGCAUUCUUAAACUACAGUGUGUACACGGAGGAUGUGUCCCGGGCGUUCAAUGACAUCAGAGUGGACCUGAGCAGUAUAGUCCUGCUGGAGUCAGAGGGGAGGCACAACCUCAUCAGCUUCACCAAAACGGGCAUUGUGGAGAUAAACUACGCCCUCUACACAGAUGAGCUCAGCAAAGCGGUAACAAAGGUGGACUUGCUGUCAUUCUCCAAUGAACUGGAUGCUCAAACUGACAAACUGCCGCGGGGAGCCUUGGAGAGCGCGCUGAGGGGACACGCCAGCAGCAUCCGGCAGAUCCACAGCCAGCAGGUGGUCCCCAUGGAGCAGUCCAUGAAAUAUGUUAGAGCAAGGAGCACUUUGAACCAGAGCAUCCAGCUGCUACAGAAGACUACCUUCGACCUCCCUAACAAAGUCAAUGAUGUGCUGGACACCAUUGACGCAGCGCAGUUCCUCAUCUCCAAAAAUGCAACGCACGUCAUCAAUCAGGAGACCAACAAGUACAGGCAGAGCAUCGUGGGAUACUUCAAGCAGUACACAGACUGGGUGAAGAAUUCGCUGGAGAUGGAUGUGGCUGCUUGCAAGCCCUUCAGCAACAUCAUGGACACCGCGGAGAUCGUGGCCUGCAGCUUUAUAGUGGACUCAUUGAACACGUUCUGGUUUGGACUGGGCUGCUGCGCGUUUUUUCUCAUCCCGAGUAUAAUACUGUCAGUGAAGCUGGCCAAAUUCUACCGGAGAAUGGACACAGAGGACGUCUACGAUGACAUUGAGACAAUACCCAUGAAAACUAUGGAAAUGGGUAAUAAUGGUUAUCAUAAUGAACAUUUACAAGGUAUCCAAAACCCUGUAAUGACAAGCGUCCCCUCCUAUGACACUAUGACUCGCUUCCCGAGGGCCUCGGCGCCGCCCAGGCACGGAGACUGGUGAGGCAGCCCCGGCUUUUACUGGGUCCAGCAAGUGGUAUUGAAAACUGGAACUGAAGCACCCUUGAAUACUAGGUCCUGUAUCUUGGACAAAAUGAAGUUCCAGAAAGAGUUUCUCACCAGAGAGGAGGAUCUGCUGCUGGGGCAGUAUCUCGGAGCCUGUGUUCACCUGCUCAUCAAUUCCCCUUCCUCUGUCCACUCUCAUACUCCACAUUCUGUGCAUCCUGCCCUUAUAUUCCACUCAGACAAAGGUACUGAUAAGAAUACCAAGUCCUAAAAGUCAAUUAGAUGCUCAAUUGAUAUUCCAUUGAUUAAACGUGUCAAAAUUCGAAGCCAAUCUGAGUCGCACUGUCCCUCACCAUAUGGGCCGAAGUCCGCACUCACGCUUUUAAUCAUCAAUAAUCAUUUCCGACUAAAAUCAUUGUACGUGUAAAGUUCCGAUUAAAGGAGGCGACACAAAGGUGUAAAUUUUGUACACUCGAGAAACUUUGAAAGUUUUAUAUAUUUUUGUUGAUAUUUGUUUUAUAAAACUGUCCGGUUUGUUUGUUUGUUUACUCGUGUGUGCAUUUAUUGCCGGUUGGAAAGCAGCUGUAGCAUUGCCGUAGUCGCUGGUAGUCUCCGGGUGUCGCGGCGGAGGGUGUCGGCGAACAUCGCCUGCGACCCUUUUUGCAGACCGCAAAUGGCAGCGGACGCAGCUACGCGGCGACGGAGCUCUGUGUUCAGGCAGACGCCUAUUCUCGUGCCGUUUCUAUAUGUGAUUGAGAAACACGGGAGGAACGGCCUCUCCUGAGAAAUAAGGCAACAAGUGGAAACUGUCCAUGUGGGGACCAAGCAUGCUGGUAAAUAAUUGACUGUUGCCUUUUGAAUACAUGUAACACUCAGAAUGACUUCAUUUUGGGAUAACUUGAGUAUAUACAGUCGUUGCAUGAUGAACAUAAUAUCUUGACAGAAAUUGUCAGGUAAUUUUCCUUCCAUGAUAUGAUUUUAAAACCCAGCAGUUUGAAUUUAUAGAUGCAUAAAACACUCCUAGUUGUAUAAUAAUGAAUGAUAUCUCAGACCUGAUCUAUGAGAUAUACUAACAGCUACAAAUGAUCGAUCAAUAUAUUUGGUAUUUUAAUAAUGGUGAGAAAGAAAAAAAACACUGUUAAAAGCCAAAACAUUUCCUUCAGUAGCUCUCAGGUCAUUGUCGAUCAACUAGGUGCUCACAAUAACAAUGCAGAAUACGUGGCCACAUCGUUUUUUGGAAAACCACUGUAGUAAUUAGGCAGGUUUGAAACAAUGAAAAGGGCAAGCAUGUCAGUGAACUAACUGUAUCUGAGAGAUGUAUAAAAAACAUUUAGAGGACAUGCUGGGUUGCUUGAUCAUGUUUAACAUUCAGUUGUUCUUAUACAACA
Molecule: messenger RNA, 4148 nt
Organism: Megalops cyprinoides (Indo-Pacific tarpon)
Lineage: Eukaryota; Metazoa; Chordata; Actinopteri; Elopiformes; Megalopidae
Gene: prom1a
Product: prominin 1a
Exons: 29
Coding region: 83-2758 (891 amino acids)
Cellular component (GO): microvillus; cilium; cell surface
Molecular function (GO): cholesterol binding
Source: RefSeq, a predicted model, not a curated record